Molecule: messenger RNA, 6460 nt
Organism: Epinephelus moara (kelp grouper)
Lineage: Eukaryota; Metazoa; Chordata; Actinopteri; Perciformes; Serranidae
Gene: myt1a
Product: myelin transcription factor 1a
Exons: 23
Coding region: 1862-5482 (1206 amino acids)
Biological process (GO): regulation of transcription by RNA polymerase II
Cellular component (GO): nucleus
Molecular function (GO): zinc ion binding; RNA polymerase II cis-regulatory region sequence-specific DNA binding; DNA-binding transcription factor activity, RNA polymerase II-specific
Source: RefSeq, a predicted model, not a curated record
ACACGCCUUUUAUUUGUGGAUUUUAGCUCCACAUUUAGCACGAUACAGCCACAUCUCUUAAUUAAGAGGUUGAUGGACCUUAAUGUACAUCCUCUCAUUAUUAGAUGGUAUCAUUCCUUUCCAACUGAUCGUGCUCAAAAGGUCAGUGUUAAUGGCACUCUGUCAGAAUCCAGAACUUUGAGUACUGCAGCUCCUCAGGGUUGCGUUAGCUCACCUGUCCUUUUUACAGUGUACACAAACAACUGUAAAACUGCCUACCUGAAUAAUUACAUCAUAAAAUUCUCAGAUGACACCGCUAUCUUACCCUAUUAAAGAAAAACAGUGAUUUAGUGAGCUACUAUUUAGAGAUACAAAGGUUUGUAAAAUGAUGACAACCACCUUGUCCUAAAUGUUAAAAAGACAUAGGAGAUGGUACUUGAUCCUUGGCAAAUUGGUGACCACAGGCCCAUGGUCAUUCAUGACGCAACCAUCUCCCAGGUCUCCUCAUUUAAAUAUCUGGGCAUCUGUAUUGACAACUCACUAACGUGGACAUGUGAACAGCCUCUGUAAUAGACUACAGCAAAGGCUGCACUUUCUUCGCCGUCUCAGGGUUCAUGGUGUUGACCAAAAAUUUAUGAUCAUUUUAUCAAGCAGUCUUGGAAAGCCUUGUCAGAUUUGGCAUCACAGUUUGGUUUGGUAAUUGGCCCAACUGAUGCAAACUGCAGGGAAGAUCAUAGGAGUAAGACAGCUCCCCUCUCUGCAGUCCAUCUAUGGGGUGGAGCAGGGGUGGAAGCCCAAGCCAAAUGUCCCUUGUGGACAAUAAAGUUUACCUUGCCUUGACCUUGAACUGCCAGCCCCUGCACGUGUGUUAUUAUUUACAUAACUUUUUGAAAUCAGCUUUAACAAAAGCAUUUCAAAUAUAUGUGUAAUUCAAAAUGCUUUAAAACAGUAGCUAUAAUGUAAAUACCAGUAAAUGUAUUUCAUUGAUGAAGUUACUUUUUCUUUCUUCCUUUUUAAACCGCUGUCUCUUCUUCCUUCCUUAUUGGCUGACCUAGGACACAGGAACAAAGCUCUGCUCUCCGAUUGGCUGAUCUCGAGAGCAGUUAUGAACGGUGGCUGACUGAUGAGUUUGUUCCACGGCUGUAUGAAGAUGACAGAUAGCCUACAGUACAUAGUACUAGUUUAGUUAACAGUCGAUACAUAGUAUAGCUUGCUACACUUGCAGUAGUACUAGUAGCAUAUGCUAUCAUUAGCCGUCUGUCACCAGCCUAACAUUAUUUGUGCAGCUAUACUCAGCUGUUCUUAAGUGACUGGAUGUUGUGUUGGCUUGAGGAGUGUGUUUUGGUGGGAUCCUCCUCCUCCUCCUCUACACCGUCCUCCAGCUGCUCCUGAAAUACUGACACGGUGUGCGCCUCUAGUAUCCCACGAACCGGGCCGAGCGGGAGUCCAGGCCUGGCAGGGCGGCCCCUGAUGAGCAGCGGCCGGGUGCAGCUCUCCUUUGCUCCUGCAGGAGGCAGUGCAGCGGGGUUACUGUCCAUGGUGCUGAAAAUUCGGCUGUCUCUGUCCGGGGUGCUGAACAGCUCAGGGCUGCUGGGCUCAGUCUGAGACGGCUGUCGCACUCAGACAGUCCCGUUCGUUGUGUUCUGCUGGGUUCUGCUUGUUGGAGUCACUGUAGUGCAGUACAGUGAACGUCUCUCUGCCAGUCCGGAGAUGUCGAAGCGGAGGGGGAGGGUAGGGCAGUAGUCUGAGCGUAAGCUCACAGUGAAGGAGUUGGUUCUUUGUGUGUUUCAUUCAACAGAAAAUGACUUCAAAGGUCAGACACUGAGCCCAGGGGGACCAGGGGACAGCCAAUCAAUUAGAGAGAAGGAGCCUCAGCAUCAAAAUGAGCCAAGACACUACAGAGACACGAACACGUACCCGCUCCAAAGGCACCCGGGUGUCGUCAGAACUUGUGGGACAAGAGAUGAAGCAGGAGUUAAGUAGCAGCUGUCCCACCCCUGGAUGUGAUGGCAAAGGCCAUGUCAGUGGAAGAUAUUCAAGACAUAGGAGCAUACUUGGAUGUCCGAUAGUGAAGAAAAGGAAGCUAGAGAAGGCUGAGGCUGAGGAAAACCAGUCUGCUCCCAAGAGGAGGAACCAGCCUGCCAAACAAGCAGCAGAUGAGAGCUUCACUGCAGACAGUGAUACAGCAGAAGAGGAAGAGACGCAGAAGGAGGAGGAGGAGGAAGAAGAAGACCUUAAAGAGAAGAAGAAAAACAAUACAAAAAACAGACCAGAGUCAACAAAAAUAGACUGCUCACUGGUGACAACGGAAGACACAGAACCAGUCGUUUGUCCUCCGGCAGAAGUUGGCGACAACGAAAGCUUUACCUCAGAGACUGAGAUCGAAAGUGAGAAAACUUGUGAGGACUUGAAGGCAGUAACAGUCAUUGAUGAUCAUCAGCAGGAGGAAACAGAGACAAAGGGGGAGGGGGGGGGGGGAGGGGGAGGUCAGCUGGUGACAAAGGACCAGUCAUCAGAGCAACCUGAAGAAGAACUUACUGAGCUUAAAGAGACUAAAGAAGAAGAGGAUGAUGAAGCAGAAGACAAAAAGGAACAGAAAGAGCAGCAAGUAAGGCAAGAGUUUCUUCGAGAGGAGAAGGCCAUAGAAAGACAUGCGAUAAGCCAGGAAAACUCUGAUCACCAGUACUCCAGUGGAGAUUACAAACAUCAGGCCAAAGAAUCAACAGAAAGGCAGAGUGAGAGGGAGGAACGGGAGGAGGAGGAAGAGGAGGAGGAGGAGGAGGAGGAGGAGGAGGAGGAGGAGGAGGAGGAGGAGGAAGAGGAAGAGGAGAGGGAAGUCCACCAAGUGGUUGACACUCCUUACACUUUGAGUCCACACACUCAGGGAUCUGAGGCUGAGAUGUUACUCAGGGAAGAAAAGGUCAGCAUCCCUAUGACUGAGGAAGAGGAGGAUGAUGAAGAUGAGAGAGAGGAAGAGGAGAAUGAGAGGCAGGGGAAGGAAGUAUGCGAGGUGGUGGAGGAGGAAGAGGACCCAGACUCCAGCAAAGCCUCUCCAACUACAGUGGUUAUAGAAGUCCGCUCAGAGGAGGAGGAGGAGGAAGAGGAGGAAGAGGAAGAGGAAGAGGAAGAGGAAGAGGAAGAGGAGGAGGAGGAGGAGGAAGAGGAGGAGGAAGAAGAGGAGCAGGAUCAUGUCUCAGAGGGCUCAGGGAUCACAGAUGACUCAGAGAACUGGGAUAUGACUCGGGGGAACCUCGGGCUGCUGGAGCAGGCCAUCGCCCUGAAGGCAGAGGAGGUGAAGGGAGGACAGGAGGCCCGGAGCUCCCCAGACUACCAACCAUACAGCACCUCAAGCAAGAGCUCUGAGCCUGCUGCUAUGGCCCGCCGCACUUCUCACUACAGCAAAGAGAAGAAGGAGGUGAAGUGUCCAACCCCAGGGUGUGAUGGGACAGGUCAUGUGACUGGGCUGUACCCUCACCAUCGCAGUCUAUCUGGAUGUCCUCACAAAGACCGAAUCCCUCCAGAGAUCCUGGCCAUGCAUGAGAACGUCCUGAAGUGUCCGACUCCUGGUUGCACAGGCCAAGGCCAUGUCAACAGUAACCGCAACACACACCGCAGUCUGUCCGGCUGCCCCAUUGCAGCAGCAACUAAGCUGAAUAAGAGCCAGGACAAGCAGGUUCAUUUACAGGCUUCACCCAGCGAACCCUCUUCUAACUCUGACAGAGUGCUCAGGCCCAUGUGUUUUGUGAAACAACUGGAGAUCCCUCAGUAUGGCAGCUACCGGCCCAACACAGUGACCACCACACCUCGAGCCAACCUGGCCAAGGAGCUGGAGAAAUACUCCAAGGUGUCUUUUGACUAUGCAAGCUUUGAUGUCCAGGUGUUUGGAAAGCGUAUGCUUAUUCCAAAGACACCCAGCAGCGCUGAAACAUCACCCAAAGCCUUCAAAUCUAAAUCAUUCCCUAAGGCCUCCUCCCCCAGCCACAGUGUGUCAGGAGGCUUUUCUAAGAGCGCCUCCUCCUCCAGCAGUUAUGACUAUAGUCAAGAUGCAGAGGCAGCCCACAUGGCAGCAACAGCCAUCCUCAACCUGUCCACCCGCUGCUGGGAGAGACCAGAGACCAUCAGCACCAAGCCCAGGGAACCCUGCACCAAGGAGUCGGACAUUGAAGUGGAUGAGAACGGUACAUUGGACCUUAGCAUGAAGAAGACCAAGAGGGAGGGUGUGCAGCCUCCAGAGCCUUCAUCCUCCUCAUCUUCAUCCUCUCAACACAUUGGAGCCACCUUGUCUCAAGGCCACACUCAGCCAGAGUGGGAUGGGCCACUGGACUUCACCAAACCAAGUGGAGUCAAACAGGAAGACCAUGAAGAGGUUGAAUAUACAGCUCCCUCAUACACAUCAUCAUCUGAUGGUGAGGAAGAGAACCAGGAAAACCUGGAGGAAAGGAAGUACCCCGGUGAGGUCACCACCAGCAGCUUCAAGGUCAAGUUUCAGCCCAAAGACAGCAAAAAAGAGGUUCUUGUAUGUCCCACUCCAGGCUGUGAUGGCAGUGGACACAUCACUGGCAACUACGCUUCACAUCGAAGUCUGUCAGGCUGUCCUCUUGCUGAUAAAUCACUUCGGACCCUCAUGGCUGCCCACACAGCUGAACUAAAGUGUCCCACUCCAGGUUGUGAUGGAUCAGGCCACAUCACAGGAAACUACGCUUCACAUAGAAGUCUGUCUGGAUGCCCACGAGCCAAGAAAGGCGGGAUCAAAUCAACCCCCACCAAGGAUGACAAGGAAGACUCUGAGCUGUUGAGGUGUCCAGUUCCUGGCUGCGACAGUCUGGGCCACAUCAGUGGGAAAUACGCCACCCACCGCAGUGCCUAUGGCUGUCCGCUGGCAGCACGCCGGCAGAAGGAAGGUCUUCUCAAUGGCACUCCCUUCUCCUGGAAGGCCUUCAAGACUGAGGGUCCGACUUGCCCGACGCCAGGCUGCGACGGUUCUGGCCACGCUAAUGGCAGCUUCCUGACACACCGCAGUCUGUCAGGCUGCCCCAGAGCGUUGGCCAACAAGAAGAGAGCCAAAUUUCCUGGAGAUGAGUAUAUCACUGCAAAGUUUAGAGCCAGUGAUGUGCUGGACAACGAUGAGGACAUCAAGCAGCUCAACAAGGAGAUCAACGAGCUGAGCGAGUCCAACUCAGAGAUGGAGGCUGACAUGAUGAACCUGCACACACAGAUCUCUUCCAUGGAGAAGAACCUGAAGAGCAUGGAGGAGGAGAACAAACAUAUCGAGGAGAGGAACGAGGCCUUGUUCCUGGAGCUAUCUGGUCUGAGUCAGGCCCUGAUCCGCAGCCUGGCCAACAUCCGCUUGCCAGCCAUGCAGGAGCCGCUGUCAGAGCAGAACUUUGACAGCUAUGUGGAAACCCUGACCCACAUGUUUACCAAUAAAGACUGCUACCAGAACCCUGAGAAUCGGGCUCUACUUGAGUCCAUCAACCAGGCAGUGAAGGGCAUCGAGGUGUGACGGAACUUGAGGAGGACAGGGGGCGCGGCAUCACAGUGACAACACCACUCUUUCUUUCCAAACCCUUUAGAUACUGUAUGUAAUUCUUCCUCUCAUUUGGAACUGUCAUCUGUUCUCUGCAUUAGUUUGCUGUUUGCAUGUUGCUUUUUGAUGGUAUGAGCGUGAACUGAUAAGGGUGUGGACGUAAAGUGUGUGCUAACACACUGGAAUUAAACUGUUACUGUGAGCAAAGGCAUCUCCAGGUAUACACGGAGGCAGGCACAGAGUGCAGUAUACAGCCUGAGCUGAGCAGAUUCUCUUAGUUAGUGAACAUAUCCCAUCUCCACAAAAUGAUGUUGAUAGUAUUCUAUAUGAGCGUAGUGAUGUUGCACCUCCAGGACUAGUUUGUAGAUUCAUUCUUACUAUUGCUGUAUAACUAUAAGUCCUUUGCAAAUGUUGGUUUAAUAAAUUAUUCAUUCAUGUCUUCUGUAUUAUUUUUUUAUGUUGGCCUGUUUAUUAUUCAUUAUCUAUUUAUUAACUUUUUUUUUUUUUUUUUUUUUUUAAUUUCAAAAUGCUACCUGAGAAGAUUUUAAAGGGUAACCAAGAUAAGGGAAUAAUUUCCUCUGCAUUGUUGAACAAAGAGGAAAUAUUUUAAGAUAUCAACUAUGAAUUGUUUUAUAUAUCUUAUUAUUUAUUUAAAAUACUGGAAUCUUUUUAAGUGCAAAUAUUUUGUAACUGAAAGUUUUUUAAUAAUUUUCUAAAGAUUUUUUUGUUUUGUUGCUUCUGUUUAUAUGAUUUUCCUUUUUAUUUUCACAAACUAUUUUGAGUACAUUGCAAUAUACUGGGAAUAUUGAACUGCACAUAUUUGGUAUUUACUUGGUGAUGAAGAACAAAGUGAUGGUGAAUAUUUAUUUUGGAUUGUCUAUGUGUUAACAAUGGCUGUGUAUGGAUUAGUCUUUGAGUUGCUCUUGAAAUAAAGGUUAACCCACAGUAAAGGUG